UCGGCAGAGCGCGGCCAUGGCUCGGGGUCCCAAGAAGCACCUGAAGCGCGUAGCAGCUCCAAAGCAUUGGAUGCUGGAUAAAUUGACAGGAGUCUUUGCACCCCGUCCAUCAACAGGUCCCCACAAAUUGCGGGAAUGCCUUCCACUCAUCAUCUUCCUUAGGAACAGACUCAAGUAUGCCCUGACAGGAGAUGAGGUCAAGAAGAUCUGCAUGCAGAGGUUCAUCAAGAUUGAUGGAAAAGUCCGUACUGACAUCACCUAUCCUGCUGGCUUCAUGGAUGUCAUCAGUAUUGAGAAGACAGGUGAGCACUUCCGCCUGGUAUAUGACACCAAGGGUCGUUUUGCAGUUCACCGCAUCACAGCUGAAGAGGCCAAGUACAAGCUGUGCAAGGUGAGGAAGAUAUUUGUGGGCACUAAAGGAAUCCCUCACCUGGUGACCCAUGAUGCCCGUACCAUCCGCUACCCAGAUCCCCUCAUCAAGGUGAAUGACACUAUCCAGAUUGACCUUGAGACUGGCAAGAUCACAGACUUCAUCAAGUUUGACACAGGUAACCUGUGUAUGGUGACUGGUGGUGCUAACUUGGGCCGUAUUGGUGUGAUCACUAACCGGGAGAGACACCCAGGUUCGUUCGAUGUGGUGCACGUGAAGGAUGCCAAUGGCAACAGCUUUGCCACCAGGCUCUCUAACAUUUUUGUUAUUGGCAAAGGUAACAAGCCAUGGAUCUCCCUGCCUCGUGGAAAGGGAAUCCGUCUGACCAUUGCUGAAGAGAGAGACAAGAGACUGGCAGCCAAACAGAGCAGCAGUUAAACCCUCAAAAGUGGACAAACAGCAGGCCAUUUCCUUUGUCAAAUAAAAUUGUUACCAACUAAAA
Gopherus flavomarginatus (Mexican gopher tortoise) is the source of this 872-nucleotide messenger RNA. It is a transcript of the gene RPS4X, whose product is annotated as ribosomal protein S4 X-linked. The record is from RefSeq and is a predicted model, not a curated record. The transcript is spliced from 7 exons. Gene Ontology annotation, biological process: translation. Bases 17 to 808 code for a protein of 263 amino acids. Gene Ontology annotation, cellular component: cytosolic small ribosomal subunit; ribosome. Gene Ontology annotation, molecular function: structural constituent of ribosome; RNA binding. Lineage: Eukaryota; Metazoa; Chordata; Testudines; Testudinidae.